AUGGAGGACAAUCGGAAGUUCAGCAGCCAAGGCCUGGUGGCCAAAGCCCCAGCUCAGCGAGUCCACUGGGAAAGUCGGAGGCCCAACGCCUGUGAGGCGGAAUGUGGGCGGAAACCGAAGCACCUGGAAGAAUCACAUGCGGUCACGGGGAGAGGACUGGGGCGAGAGUUGGAGGAGUCCAAGAAGAAGCAGUCGUCUCAAUUACAGGAAGCUGAAGAGGCUGCAGAAGCAGUCCAGGCCAAAUGCUUCAGUUUGGAGAAAAUCACACAGCAGCUACCGAUUGAGGAUCUUAUGUUAACUGGUGAGAAAGUUCUCUCGCUAGCAGCUUGUUUGGGUUAUAUUACUGAUAAUAGAGCAAAUGAACCAAUUGAGAUAGAUGUUAUUCUUUCUUGUGUGUCUGUAAGCUAUUGUGAUGCGCAGGUUUUUGGGCAGAAGGCGCGAUGGGGAGAGAGAGAGCGGACGCGGUGCACCUGUGAACUGGCGAACGGGGUCAGACCCCGAGGUCCAGGGUCUUCGGCGAGGAGAGGAGACCAAGACAGACUUGUUUGGAGUGUCUGGUCGACCACCGUGGUUGGUCCCAGACGGCGGGUCGAGGUGGUCAGAGGGGAUCGAAUGGGGGAGAGAGGAUCGUUACUAGAGCUCCAACUGUUUGUGCACCAAGAGAUUGAACUUUGUGACCAGGGAGAUUGAAACAUCGAGGCAAAAGUGGAAAAUGGGCGCCAGCUGUCCGCCUUUUGAUCGUUGGUGGGAUCACUCUGCUACUGGAGAGGGGAGACUGCCUUUUGAUCACUGGUGGGAUCACUCUGCUAUUCGAGAGGGGAAAUUCCCUUUUGAUCACUGGUGGGAUCACUCUGCUACUGGAGAGGAGAGACUGCCUUUUGAUCACUGGUGGGACCGCUCUGCCUGGAGAAAGUUACCCAGGUUUUCAACGUUUUAGUUACGGACUUGGACUAUAGACUUUUUUCAGUCUUAGAGUUUUUUUAUGUUCUGUGUUUCUCGCCCAACCUAUUUUUUUGUCUGUGGGGGAGGGGGAUUUGGGGGUCGAUGUGCCUAUUCUGUUUUUGUUUGUUUUUUUCUGUCGGGAGAAAGGAUUUGGGGGGAUGUUUAUUGUACUGCCAUUUUUUUUUCUUUAGAGGUUUUGUGGCUAUCUGGAGAAGAAGAAUUUCAGAGUUGUAUACUUUGAUAAUAAAUGAGCAUUUGAACCUUUGACCUGCUGAGUUCCUCCAGCAUGUUGCGUGUGUUGCUUUGUAUUUCCAGCAUCAGCACACUUCCUCAUGUUUAUGGCUUGCUUUGUUGUGAUCUGUGUUUCACUGCUGAUCAUUGUGGGCAUGAUACGUUGGCGCCGGAAUCUGCAGGGACACUUGUGGGCUGACCCCAGCACAUCCUUAGAUUGUGUUGGUUGUUAAA
Mobula hypostoma (lesser devil ray) is the source of this 1407-nucleotide messenger RNA. RefSeq lists its product as uncharacterized. The transcript is spliced from 5 exons. The record is from RefSeq and is a predicted model, not a curated record. Lineage: Eukaryota; Metazoa; Chordata; Chondrichthyes; Myliobatiformes; Myliobatidae. The coding region runs from base 1 to 690 and encodes 229 amino acids.